This is a messenger RNA of Thlaspi arvense, 3730 nucleotides long. Lineage: Eukaryota; Viridiplantae; Streptophyta; Magnoliopsida; Brassicales; Brassicaceae. The record is from the annotation of a GenBank genome assembly.
GUGUGAUAAACUAACAAUAGAAUGAUCUGUGUUACAGGCGAAGUAGUGACCUGUGACUUUCGAGCCACUAACCGCAAAUUUCGGGAUUCAAACCUUUCGAGUGGCUUAGAGGGUUACUUAGCUCACGUAACCAAAUCGAACAAAACCAAGCUCAAAAUCCUAAUUUGAGAACCAAACAAAAAAAUCCAAUACCAUCCGCUUAUGUACCCUUUCGUUGAUAAUCCAAACUGAAGAAGACUUGUAAAACCGAAUAAAAUUCAGUAAACCGAACCAGAAACCAAAUUGGAAAAUUUUCCUGUUGAAUAGGUGUUGAAACUUUGUGUGACACAAACGAAGCGAGCACCCUCUAAAAUGCCUUCGAUUUCUCUCGCGCGCACAAUGCCAUUGAUUUUGUUUUCUCUCUCUGACUACAAAGUACUCAUUCGUUGAAAUCAUUUUCUUCCCAUUUUCGAUUUCUGUCAAAAUACAACGACCUCCAAUCUCCAAAAAACUCUUUCUUGAAUAGUUUCUUGAUCUAAAACAAACGAUCUCAAGAAAAUGGCACGACACGAUCCUAAUCCAUUUGCUGAAGAAGAGAUCAAUCCUUUUGCGAAUAAUACAAGUGUUCCUCCUGCAAGCAACUCCUAUCUCAAGCCGCUUCCACCGGAACCUUAUGAUCGUGGUGCAACGGUUGACAUCCCUUUGGAUUCCGGCAAGGAUCUCCGAGCUAAAGAGAUGGAACUCCAGGCUAAGGAGAAUGAACUGAAGCGGAAAGAGCAGGAGCUUAAAAGAAGAGAAGAUGCAAUAGCGAAAUCUGGAGUUGUCAUUGAGGAGAAGAACUGGCCAGAGUUUUUCCCUCUAAUUCAUCAUGACAUUCCAAAUGAGAUUCCGAUUCACUUACAGAAGAUCCAAUACGUCGCAUUCACCACAUUGUUAGGAUUAGUAGGAUGUCUCUUGUGGAAUAUUGUGGCAGUAACUGUAGCUUGGAUCAAAGGAGAAGGCCCUACUAUAUGGCUUCUCUCAGUCAUCUACUUCAUUUCCGGGGUCCCUGGGGCUUACGUCUUGUGGUACCGUCCUCUUUACCGAGCUACCAGAACUGACAGUGCCCUGAAGUUUGGAGCUUUUUUCGUGUUUUACGUGUUUCACAUUGCAUUCUGCGGCUUUGCUGCAGUUGCUCCACCAGUCAUCUUUCAAGGAAAGUCUCUCACAGGUAUCUUGCCAGCACUUGAGCUUCUAACUACUAAUGCGGCGGUUGGGAUUCUGUAUUUCAUUGGUGCGGGAUUCUUCUGCAUCGAAACACUUCUCAAUAUCUGGGUUAUUCAGCAAGUAUAUGCAUACUUCCGAGGGAGUGGCAAAGCUGCAGAGAUGAAGCGCGAAGCUACAAAAUCAACCUUGAUGCGUGCACUGUGAAGACAAAACACUCCACUGGAAAAUUGUAUCAACGGUGGCUUGUUGUCAUAUCUUGAAUCCUCCACACAACAUUUGACACAAAUCCGUUUUCUCUGCAAAGUCUAAGGCUGGCAAAUUUUUGUUGUUUGAAUUACUUUGUAAAGAAUAAAUCGAGUACAUGGAGACCCUCAGGGCAAAACUGUCUGGUUUAAGGGUGUCAAAAACCAUUUCUUCAUGAAUGCUAAAUCAAAGACCCUUAGAGAGAUAGGAGCCUUUAUAGCUUUCUAUUAAGCAUCAACCCAGCUCUGUCCAAUAGUCUUUGCUACUCCUCUUCUAACCAUUAACCUACGGAUCUUGAGGGCAUCACCAUGACGACCUAUCGCCUUGUACAUGUUGCUGAGAAGCACAUAACUCAUGUGAUACUUUGGUUCCAAUGCCAUCAUUCUCUUGGCAACCCGCUCUGCAAUAUUGGAGGCAUCUGCAUUUGCAGCACAAGGUCCAAGUAGAACUCCCCACAGAGACGCAUCAUCUCUACACUCUGCUCUCUCCAACAUAUUCUCUGCCUCUUCAAACAAACCCGCACGGCCUAGAAGGUCAAUCAUGCAACUGUAAUGCUCAGUCCCUGGUUUAAUCCCGUAACUCUCAGCCAUCAAUACAAAGUAGUUUCGUCCCUCGUCAACUAAACCCGUAUGACUACACGCGGUGAGCACCGCGAUAAAACUGAUGUAGUCAGGCUUUAUCCCCUUUCUAACCAUAUCAUCGAAGAAACUAACAGCUUCUUUACCUCUUCCAUUCUGAGCCAGCGCAGAUAGCAUUGCGUUCCAUGUUAUCAUAUUUCUAAUUGACAUCUUGGAGUACACACGAGUAGCAGAAUCUAUGCACCCGGAUUUUCCAUACACGUCAACUAAAGCUGAUUCCACAAUCACAUUAUCACGACAGCCUCUUCUAACGUACUGACCGUGAACCUCUUUCCCAAGUCUUACCGCCGCCAAACCAGCACACGCCUUAAGGACAGUCCCAAAACAGUAGAGAUCUUUCUCUUUCAUUUCCCUGAACAUCUCAAUCACUUUCUCGUGCUCUCCGUUCUGACAGUAUCCCCCGAGUAAGGCAGACCAAGAUACGGUGUUCUUCUUAGACAUCCCAUUGAACACUUUCCUAGCUUCUCGUACCGAUCCACAUUUUCCAUACAUAUCUAGAAGGCUACUCUCAACAACCACAUUGCUGCCUAUCCCAUUUGUAACAAGCUUCCCAUGAAUCUCUUGCCCUUGCUUCAGCCUCCUUAGAUUACCACAAGCCGUCAAAACCGUUCCAAAUGUAGACCCAUCAGGCACCAACCCUCUUCCCCUAUGCAUCGCGUAAAAAAGUCCCAAGGCUUCACCGUACAAGUCGUUCUUCGAAAACGCAGAGAGCACUGCUGUCCAGCAAAUAACGUCUGGUUCAGGCAUUUCGUCGAACACUCGGCGCGCAUCUGCUGGUUCUCGAUUCACACCAUACAUAUACGCCAAUGUGCUAGAGAUAACAUGGUUCCACUCGAACCCACGAGUAAUAACAACACCAUGGAAGCACCUCCCUAGUCUCACUUCCCCGAUCUCAGAGCAAGCCUUCACUGCCGAAGACAACGUGAACGCGUUCGGCUCCAAACCAAAACUCACCAUCUCGGCGAACAUCUCAAGCGCCUUAACGUGUUCUUUACUCCCAACGUAUCCAGACAUCAUCGAAGUCCACGAGAUGGCGUCUUUGACGAACAUCCCGUCGAAAACUCUCCGGGUCUCCCUCAUAUCGGGUCCCAACUUGAAGUAGAGGGAUAGCAAGCUGUUCCCAACGUACCGGUCCGUCUCCAGGCCCGAUUUGACGACAUGGGCGUGAAACUGAAGUCCGUGGAUAAAGGAGAAGACUUUGGUGCAUGUUUGCAGGAGAGGCGCGUAGAGAUUCGGCUUCGCAAAGAUUUCACUCGAGUCUGUUGCGUUUAGGAUCCGAAUGGCGUCCGUGAGCCGACCCGAUUUACAGAGCUCCAGGAUCCGAGAUUGUUUCGUCGGAGAAGAGGAUGAAAUUGACGCCUUGAGACAUAGCGAGGAGUGUUGACUGAAAUGGCGCUUCAGGAUGAGAUUCAUCGGAGGCGCCACAAUCACAGGUGAACAACUUCUUUAACAGUUUGGUACACUUAUCAAAACAGAACUGGAAAAUUGAAAUUUACAAAGCUGAUUAAUUUUUCAAUAAAAGAACCUUUGUUUGUGAAAUUUAAUGUUAGUAAAACUUGAAUUCAGACAUAUAUAUUUCAGGAUUCACCAUUUUUGUAUUCACCGCAUUCAGUUGUUUAUUCUUUGACAAUAUGGCUGGAAAUUUGACUAAAAAACGUAAAAAU